UAUUUGUACUAAAUAACUUGUAAUUGAAUAGCUACACACUGCAUGAAACUACAUGACUAUACUAGGACGAGCUCAGCUUGAAGGUAGAUGUCAUUUUGGUUUACAAUACACACGAGGCAAUACAGUGGCUAAAAUGAUGAAUCCAGAUCUGAUACCACCUUAUCAAAGAGUCUUAACUGAAAAUAGUGAACUCCUUCGAGCCAUGCUUUCAGAUCAAAUCGAGACUGUGGUACGAAGAUUAAACCAAAAAUUUUAUCUGAAAGAUUACGAGACCAACGACAUAUUGAAGAAAGCAAAUAAAUCACCUCCAGACGGGGUAACUGAAUUAAUCAAAAUACUUAAAUCAUGUAACUCUGAAAAUUUUAGUAAUUUUUUGGGAUGUUUGAAAGAGCUCGGUUAUGUAGGUUUGGCCAACAAGUUAGAAGUAUCAUUAAAACCACAAAGCCAGAGAGAACCAACAACAAGGUAUCAAACUAAAGCUGCAGUAAACGAUCCGACCAAACAAGCUAAAAGAAAAAGAAAAGAGACUAAGACUGAACGAGGUCCUAAGACUGAACGAGGUCCUAUGACUGACAGGGAUCUGCGUCGAAUGAGACACGCAAAGGUGGAGCUUAUAAGUGGAAUUAAUGACCCAAAAUCACUUGUGGAUUGUUUGGACGGUAAAGGCCUACUUUUACCAGAAGAUAAACAGAAGAUAGAGUUAGAGAAGUUACCGAUAGACAAAACAAGGAAGUUACUGGAUAUUUUAAUGUGUGAUUGCAAAGGGGCUUUCCCGGAUUUUGUACAGUGCUUGAAAGAUGCCCAAUAUUAUUCUUUGGCUGAACGUCUAGAAGAGGAGGAUUCCGAAGAAGAGGAAAGUGAACAAACGACAGAACGGUUUAAAACAGAAAUGAAUAGAAUAGUUACCUUCGUGAUGGAAAUGAUGCCGGAUGGAAUGAAAACAGUGUCAAAAUCUCAGAUGUACUCAAAGCUUACUGUGCUGGGUGUUACAACUAAGGAUGAUUUACUUAGUCUCGAAGCCGGGGAUUUUGUCGGUAUUUUGAAGAUUGUUCCAGCACGGAAGUUGUUAGCAAAUAUUAAAAGAAAAUUAGAAAAACAAAAUUGAGAACAAUUACAAGGAGAUAUGGCGAGAACGACUUGACUUGAGAUGUAAAUGAGGUUAAGACACGUGAUUCUUCUUAACGCCCACUUCCACUUCGAGUAAUAGAAUAAAAUCCUGGUUUUUAAAGCUAUAGGCCCAUCCUGAUCUUCAUUACCUCAUAGUUAUAUUGCUCAAUCAAUAACACACUAUUUAUGGAAUAACAAUUACUGAUUUAUUAACAAACAAAUAAAGACAUUGGUUGAGCAUUUAGUAAUUGAACAGUAACACACUAACACUAUUUAUGGAAUAACAAUUACUGGUUUAUUAACACAAAUUAAAUACUUCACAACAUAAGCUUAUAUAAUAAAUAAAUACAGAUUUAAUGUACAUGAAUUACAUGACCAUACAAAUUAUUAUACACAAAUAAAUAGUUAAAUCUCUUCAAUUUAUUAUUGCACGAACCAACUUGAUGUAUACUCAUGUCCAAAAGAAAGUAUACACACUAAAAAUAGGACUAAGUUUUGUUUGAAUCAACAAAAUGUGAUAAAACUACAUUGAACAUGUCUUGUGCGUCCAAACUCAAUAUUUCUAAGCAAAUAAAUGGAAAAACAAAUGGACAUUGUACCCAAAUACCCGCAUACAACGGAAAAACGACUUUGUUUAAGAAGGACGAAAUGCACAGUGUAUACUUUCUUUUGGACAUGAGUAUAUAUAUUAGUAAGAUGUUUAGCCCCCGUAUCUCUAGAUUCG
Molecule: messenger RNA, 1831 nt
Organism: Patella vulgata (common limpet)
Lineage: Eukaryota; Metazoa; Mollusca; Gastropoda; Patellidae
Exons: 8
Coding region: 53-1105 (350 amino acids)
Biological process (GO): regulation of apoptotic process
Source: RefSeq, a predicted model, not a curated record